Brassica oleracea var. oleracea is the source of this 2469-nucleotide messenger RNA. RefSeq names its product endo-1,4-beta-xylanase A. Gene Ontology annotation, molecular function: hydrolase activity, hydrolyzing O-glycosyl compounds. NCBI's taxonomy places the organism in Eukaryota, Viridiplantae, Streptophyta, Magnoliopsida, Brassicales, Brassicaceae. The transcript is spliced from 6 exons. The record is from RefSeq and is a predicted model, not a curated record. Gene Ontology annotation, biological process: carbohydrate metabolic process. The coding region runs from base 109 to 2367 and encodes 752 amino acids.
AACCAAGUACUUACCUCUCCUGUUUCUAAAGAUUAAAUCUCUGUAGUCUCUGCAUUAUAAGAUCCUUUUUUUUUUUCUUCGGACUUAAACAUUGGAUAAAAAACUGUUAUGGAGAAGAAUACAAAGGUGACGCUUUCCAAUGAUGCUGAAGAUGAUAACGUUCAUCAGCAUCACACUAAUAAAGAGCAGGAUAGCAUAAUCCUAAACCCUAACUUUGAGGACGGCCUCAAAAAUUGGAAUGGAAGAGGGUGCAAGGCUGUCUUGCACGAGUCAAUGGAUGGAGGUAAAAUCGUACCGCUCUCUGGACACGUUUUUGCAGCAGCAACCGAACGUAAAGCCGCAUGGAACGGGAUUCAACAGGAGAUUUCAGGAAGAUUCCAAAGGAAGCGUGUCUACGAAGUAACAUCAGUCGUCCGAAUAUUUGGCAACAAUGCCACGAGUGCAACUGUACAAGCGACUCUUUGGGUCUUAAACGCAAACCAACGCGAACAAUACAUAGCCAUUGCUAAUGUGCAGGCGGGUAAUAAUGAUUGGGUAGAGUUGAAGGGCAAAUUCUUAAUACAUGGUUCACCAUCAAGGGUAAUACUAUACCUUGAAGGUCCACCUCCAGGAACCGACAUUCUUGUAAACACUUUAGAUGUCAAACAUGCUCGGCGGAACCGUCCAUCUCCUCCACCAUUCUACGAGAAUCCCGGUUUUGGAAUCAACAUAGUUGAAAACAGUGAAGUAGGAGAUGGGGAAACUCAACCAUGGUUCACUCUAGGAAACUGCAAGUUGAGUGUUGGACAAGGCGCUCCUCGCACUUUGCCGCCAAUGGCUAGAGAAACACUUGGUUCUCACAAACCUCUUGGCGGAAGCUACAUCCUUGUGACCAAUAGAUCUCAGACUUGGAUGGGUCCGGCUCAAAUGAUAGCAGAUAAAAUCAAACUAUUCUUGACAUAUCAAAUCUCAGCAUGGGUGAAGCUUAGCGUGGGAGCUAGUAGUGGUAUAAGUCCUCAAAAUGUGAACAUUGCACUCAGCGUCGACAACCAAUGGGUGAAUGGAGGACAAGUCGAGGUUAGCGUUGGUGAAACAUGGCAUGAACUCGGAGGAUCCUUUAGGCUCGAGAAGCAACCCCAAAACGUCAUGGUUUAUGUUCAAGGUCCUGCAGCUGGCAUCAAUCUGAUGAUUGCGGGACUGCAAAUAUUUCCUGUGGACCGUCGGGAACGUAUCAGAUGUCUCAAAAAACAAGUUGACGAGGUACGUAAGCGCGACAUUAUCUUGAAAUUCUCAGGACUUGAUGAAUCCUGCGAUUUGUUUCCUUACAUAGUGAAAGUGAAACAAACGCACAACAGUUUCCCGGUAGGAACGUGCAUUAAUAGAACAGACAUAGACAACGAAGACUUUGUUGACUUCUUCACAAAGAACUUUAACUGGGCAGUGUUCGGAAACGAGCUGAAGUGGUACUGGACAGAGGCCGAACGUGGAAAGCUCAAUUACCAAGACGCAGACGAUAUGUUGGAUCUUUGUAUCGGCAAUAACAUUAACGUUAGGGGACACUGCAUUUUCUGGGAAGUUGAGUCCACGGUUCAGCCGUGGGUUCGUCAGCUGAACAAAACAGAGCUCAUGAACGCGGUCCAGAAGCGUCUCACAGAUAUCUUAACCCGAUACAAAGGUAAAUUCAAGCACUACGACGUCAACAACGAGAUGCUUCAUGGUUCUUUCUAUCAAGAUAGGCUUGGCAAAGGUGUCAGAGCUUUGAUGUUCAACAUUGCACACAAGCUUGAUCCAUCUGCUUUGCUCUUUGUGAAUGAUUAUCAUGUCGAGGAUGGUGAUGACACACGUUCGUCCCCGGAGAAGUAUAGCAGACUUAUUCUUGAAUUGGAAGCGCAAGGAGCAGCCAUAGGAGGGAUUGGGAUCCAAGGACACAUAGAUAGUCCUGUUGGAGCCAUUGUUUGCUCUGCUCUUGAUAAUCUCUCUGUUCUUGGCCAUCCAAUCUGGUUCACAGAGCUUGAUGUGUCUUCCAGAAAUGAGUUCGUUAGAGGAGAGGAUCUUGAAGUCAUGUUGUGGGAAGCAUUUGCUCACCCUGCCGUUGAAGGAAUAAUUUUAUGGGGAUUUUGGGAACUAUCUAUGAGUAGGGAGAAUUCAAAUUUAGUGGAGGGAGAAGGAGAAGUAAACGAAGCCGGUAAAAGAUUUUUGGAUGUGAAACAAGAAUGGUUAUCUCAUGCCUAUGGGAUCAUCAAUAAUGAAUCAGAGUUCAUAUUCAGAGGUUAUCAUGGGACUUACGCCGUCGAAGUUUGUACUCCGGCUGGGAUUGUUCUCAAAACGUUUGUCGUCGAAAAGGGAGAAUCUCCACUUUUUCUCUCGAUUGAUCUAUCAUACUUGUGAUUUGUGUUUCUUUUCUACUGUUUGUCAUAUAUAUGGGUGGGGGUUUGUUCUUCGUGAACCAUGUAACAUAUGUUAAAAAAAAGUUGUUAUUGUUUUUGAUUA